AUGGACCACGUGCGGAUCAUAGGAUCGUUAACAUUACUAGCAAUUUUUAGCCUUUCGUUUGCCGUUGAAGUACACUUCGAAACUCCAGAUAGUGGUUUUUUUCUAAAACAUUCCCCACGACAAAGUGCUUUGGUAUCAGUUGCAUCGACUGCAAUAUCAAGUAACAGCAAGACGCGAUCGAACAGUAUCGAAUCGGUACUUUCGGUGGAUCGAUUUACAGUUGUACAAACUAGUCAACCUGUUUCGGUACGUGCGAGUUAUGGACCGUUUUCGACGAAACAAACAGUCCCCGCACGCUACAUCGUACCAGACAUUCUUGAGGCCGCGGUCGAGGGAAGUUCUACCCAGAAUACGACUGCAGCAUUAAUGGACUUACAGCAACAAUCGAGUCUUCAUUUGGACAUUUCAGCCCAUGUCGUAAGGAACACGGUUACUCGGGAUUCCCCAGUCCUUCGUGUUCUAUUUCACGCUGGUGCGGACCCUGGUGGUCAUUUGCAACGACAAAAAAUAUGUGUUUUGCUGCAUGCUUCCAUGGGUAACAGGACGCCACUUAAAGGUCGUUGUAUGCCGGAGGGUGAAGAUGGUGUAUGCGUUGCUGAAGUUAUUAUACCUUCAAAUUGGUGGCCUCCAUUGCCCCCACCCGAGAGAGAAGGACGUCCUGUUGGAUCUCCGCCAAAAAGCCCUCAGCGAAUUGUGCAAGUGUCUUACAGUGUGUUCGAGCCUCCCGCCCGUAGUCCGGAACUUUGCGAGCCAAAAGUACAAAUUCAACCAUUAACACCUUUCGCCAAAAUUCCUUUGAGUCAAUCUCAGCUGCCCUAUAAAGAGCUACGCGCUGAUGAGACGUUAACAAUGAUGAUACCCCAACAACCGUUGUAUCCGCUGUCAAAAAUCCACGUUCCUGUAUUUUUACAUCCAGAGAAAGGACAAAAUAUUGCAGUAUUCAUUGUAAGAGCACGGGUUAAGGCUGGUAUGCGUAUACUAGGAGCGGUGGCAACAUCUGAUGAAUGGAAUGUUUCAGUUGAAAAGGAAAACUCAAAACACACCGUGGCUCGUGUUACAGCCUUUCGUAAGGAUCAGGAUCCAGACAGCCCCGCCAGUGCAGUUCGUUCUGAUGAUUUAUCAUCUGGCAAUAGUAUUGUGGAAGUGUUUUCUUGGUUAUUGGAAGUAUCUAAUGAUACCAAGGAGUAUUGGGAUGGUGGCAGGAUCAUUUGGUCAGUUAGCUAUGUGCAUGAUGGACCGAAAAUGAAAGCAGUGCUAUCGGCUGAAUCUACACCAAGCAGCACUGGCAUACAAGACGAAAGUCGUAAAAAGAUUGUUGCAAAAGUCGAAAUACAAAAGGAUGAUAUACAAGCAGUGCUGCCAAUUGCGAAGAAUUGGGAGUUGAUGAAUACGGCUGUAUUAACUGGAAGACAAGUUUCGCAAGUAAUGAAAGUAUUCAUUGUAUCGCAGGCUGGUAAGGUAGCCGACGUAACUUUACAGAGCUCAUGUCAGACCGAAGAUGAGAGCGUGAUAAAGGUGUCAUCAUCAUGCAGCUCUGUGUAUGUUGAUGGCUCUGAAGUGCGGGGAUCAUCAAAUGCAUCAAUAUUGGUUAAAUAUGGAACAUAUACUGGAGUGGCACGAUUUACAGUAUGGAUGCCAGAGUUCCCUCUUGAGGUAUCUGUAGCAGAUUUUCGCCUGUCGCAAAUCAAAGGUUGGAAAAUUCCUGAGGAUCACAGCACCACGAAUGGUAAAACAAAACGACGCAAAAAGCGAGCCUAUGGCAGCGGAGGCUGGGGCCAUCAUGGUGACGAUUUUAUAAACGGCGUUCCAUCGGAUCGAAGCAUAUGUCGAGCCAGGUAUCAGCAAAGUCCAGUGGAAGUAUAUGCAAGGUUCUUGGCAGUGGAUCAGGAUUCGGGACGUGUUAGCUAUUUAAUUUCACGUCGAACAGGCCUACGAGUGACGGAUUUAGUUCAGUCACUAUUGCGAGUUGCUGAUCCAAAAAUUGCAACGUUAAAAGGACGAACCCUUCAGGGUCGUGCUAUGGGCCGUACGGAUGUUCAGGUUCUUUCUCCUAUCAAUGGAAGAGUAAUAGGAGCACGGGAAGUGCGUGUGGGUAGUGAUAAAGUGACCAUUACUAGGUUGUUAGUAAAGGUUGUUUCGGGAUUACAACUAGCGAUUUCUAGCGAUGGUUCAAUCGAAAAUGGCUAUGUUGCUGAAACAUCAGUAACUCGUAAACUAACGGCACAAUAUCAAGAAGGGUUGCUGGACAUCGAUCUUGAAUUUUCUGAUGGAUCUCGAACUCCUCUCAGGGACAUUUCGGUAGAUGAUUACUUCUUGUUGGUGGAGAGUCUCGAUACCGAAGUGGUAGCCUUUGCACCAAUGCUUGCAUCCCAUCAUCCGCGGGUAAUUGCUGUUGGUGAAGGAAAUGGAGAAUUACUACGUGUUACACUGCUAUUAUCCGAAGAAUGUCGUCUUCGACGAAAUAUGCCAGUUUCGAAACAGGGAAUGAAAUCCUCUAUCGGUCCGCUCAUCAGCGCUCUUGCAUCAGUGCAAGUUGAUUUCAGUGCGUCGGAUAUGAAUACUAGGCCAGAUACGGUACAAAAUGAUGGUGUUGCUGGGCGAGAUCGCAACAAAUCUGGAAGAGAAUUGAACGAUUUAGAAGAUAUUUUAAUUGGCAUCCCGUUGAAAGACGAUAAUGGUCAUGAAACGGCAGCAGUCGUUCAAUCAUCAAGACAGCAUCAUCGGGGCAGCAGCAGUGGUGGUAUAAUUAGUAGUAAUAGUGGGAUGGUUGGAGUAUUUUCGUCGAAUAAAAGCCUGGUACACGGUGAUGCAUCAACUCUAGAAAUUGGCAUGUACGUCGUUUUAACGGCAUUUUGUUUGGCUAUUGCUGUGUUUGUCGUAUCAUGUAUUGUAUAUGCAUCGAAAUACCGACCAGUAACGAUCGAUGCCCAUGGAGAUGCUAGUGUGCGUGAUGGUAUGGGUAAUUGCACUGUUUUUGAUACCGGGAAAGGAAACGAAUCGUGUGCUACCAACGCACAUGACUGGGUGUGGCUAGGUAGAGCGACGUUGGAUCGAUCGAAUCCGGAGAAUGAAGUGGGAACAAAUUACAAAGAUUCGCGAAUGCACAUCAUUAACAAUCCAAUGAAUGCCAAAUACGGAGACCCAGAUGAACGCAUUAUUCAAAUAAAUAGCUUUGAUAAUCCUAAUCACAUUCAAUUACCGUCUAACGUGGCUAUACCUUUGCGAAACAGUCGUGUUGGAUUUGGGCCGAUUGAGGAAUCAAUAGUACCCGUCAAUUCCUGUACUUAUAACAAACGUGAUCGUGUCCACCGUAUCGCUAAUGACGAUAUUUCUUCACUACCGCAACAUAGUAUAGCAACAACAGUUGUAGAUCGUAUAGAAUACCGACCACCGGUUCCACCGCAUCGUAAUAUUGGAGUUACAGCUCAUGCUCCAAGUCGGCAACUGCCUCUACAGACUGUUUCCCAGUUUAGAGGUGCAAAACGAUACAAUCAUCGUCAUGCCAGAAAUAGCAAUGGCACGGCUCUUAGCGGCAUGGCUAAUACCGGGUGCUCAGCUACGAAUCCUGCUUUUGAUAUACAACUUCAAAAUGUUCCCGGCUUGCAACAACGCAAUAUAAAUUACACCCAACAACAGAUAAAUUUAGCUUUAUAUAGCAACGAAGAUUCAUCGCAAGGCACACAAUAUGCAGCAAUUCAACCAGCUAUAACUAGAAGAGCCAUAGCAAACAGAUCACCACAUUCGUUUGAGAACAUGGGAUUCGCAGUCAUACCACACUCGAAUAGUGACAACAAGGAAAAUAGCACCACGAAUCACGAAGAACAUCGACACUCAAAAGAGCUACAUAUGGCCGAACGCUUAGUAGAGCAACAUAAUGCCCAACAGACAGCAUUCAAAUUUGAUACUAUUAAUAAUCAUCAUAAAUAUCAUCAACCAUUUGAUAGCUCUAGAACAUCGAUAUGCAAAGUGUACGGUGGUGGAGAUAGCGCUGGCUGCAAUCAGCAGAAUCAGCAACAGCUACGGAAUCUACAAUCAAACCAAACAUUGCAAGACAGUACAUGUGAAGUGAAUUUUCCUCGCUGUACUGAAUCUCAACAAGAUUGCGGGGGUUCAUCCGACGAUGACGGAGGUUUCAUGCGGCCAUUGAACCAGCUCUGUCAAAAUAAAAGUUUGAGUACGAUGGAGGACGGUGGAAAAAUGAACGAUCCAUCCCAAACUGAGUUUCAGAAUGCUGUAUCUAAAAAAACCACCAAAAAACCAACAGUGGUCGGCAAUCCAAUGUUUUCAAAUACACCAGAUAGCGAGUUAGCUCCCGGAGAAAGCCUUGGGCUGGAUGACCUUGAUAUGGAUUAUGAACAAAUCAUGCAUUAUUUCGACAAUCUAAAGGUUUGUAAUAAAACAUCAUAA
Messenger RNA from Anopheles nili, 4407 nucleotides. It is a transcript of the gene dtn, whose product is annotated as transmembrane protein 132E. The transcript has 13 exons. Lineage: Eukaryota; Metazoa; Arthropoda; Insecta; Diptera; Culicidae. The coding region runs from base 1 to 4407 and encodes 1468 amino acids. The record is from RefSeq and is a predicted model, not a curated record.